GCAGGAUGGAUUGUGUGGGCACAACGACUUGAGGAAACCAAAAUACUGAAUCUGGAACUGACAGCCGUGAAAGGUGUUACUGGUGCUGUCCUUGAGCAUUUUGAACAAGUCGAAAGCUCGGUGCUAUUGCGUGUUUCACGGAUCUAUAGUCUCACCAAUGCAGGCAUCAAUGCUUUUCGUAUCAUUGAAGGAUCUAGUAAAAAGAUUGAAGUCGUGGGGUGUUCAGGAUUAUCUCGGACAGAUGAUCUUCAUCCAGGAUUGAUGGAAAGGCAGCACGAUGUGGAUCUGGUCGGCAGCGAGUCUGGUGCCCUUUCAAACCUGAGCGAAAGCACAGACUAA
Molecule: messenger RNA, 339 nt
Organism: Zychaea mexicana
Lineage: Eukaryota; Fungi; Mucoromycota; Mucoromycetes; Mucorales; Lichtheimiaceae
Exons: 2
Source: RefSeq, a predicted model, not a curated record